This is a messenger RNA of Daphnia carinata, 5325 nucleotides long. Its product is annotated as histone-lysine N-methyltransferase 2D-like. Gene Ontology annotation, biological process: regulation of transcription by RNA polymerase II. The transcript has 3 exons. The record is from RefSeq and is a predicted model, not a curated record. NCBI's taxonomy places the organism in Eukaryota, Metazoa, Arthropoda, Branchiopoda, Diplostraca, Daphniidae. Gene Ontology annotation, cellular component: nucleus. Bases 109 to 4014 code for a protein of 1301 amino acids.
UCUAGUCCCAGUGCGGAUGGAUCUCCGUGCUCCCAUUCGACAUCCUGCUCAUCGUCGCUGGUCGUCUCACGAGCGGAUGCUUGUGUAGGCACGGCCAGUGCCUCAACGAUGACCGAACCCGAGUGCCUGGGACCUUGCGAACCUGGCACUGCUGUUACCUUAGAAGGCAUCGUCUGGCACGAAACAGAAGGAGGUGUUUUGGUCGUGAAUGUCACGUGGCGAGGUAAAACAUAUGUUGGCACGCUGAUGGAUUGUACGAAGAAUGACUGGGCACCACCAAGAUUCUGCGAUUCACCGACCAGUGAUGCGGAAUCUCGUGCGCCGAAAGGCCGGGCUAAGAGGGGGCGCGGAGCUACGAGCACGCCAGUGCCGACGAGCGGCGCUAGUGGCAUCGGAAUCGCUGGAUUGGCUGAUGCGUCGCUCAGUCCGAUGCACAGUAAAUUACGUAACGGAGCAAAAGGACGUCGAGGUGUCGGCGGAGGCAACAGCGCCGCCGGAAUCGCGGCACCACCCAGUCCGGCCAAGGAAGUGCUGACAUCUGGCGGCAAACGCAAAGGCAGCAGCAGUAGCGGCAGUGGCAAUGGCGUCAAAAACGCAGACGACGCGUCCAAUGGCAGCGCCAAUAAACGAAGUCGUUCCAGUUCCAGAGGAGCUGGAUCUUCCAGCCCGUCGAUGGAACCGCCGGCCACAGUGUCGACGGCGCCAUCUCCAAUGCUGAUCGAAUGCCCAGAGCCGAACUGUUCCAAAAAGUACCGUCACAUCAACGGCCUCAAGUAUCACCAAUCUCACGCUCACGGAGGCGUCAGUAGCGUCGGGGCCACCAACGGCGGGCCGGCCGUUCCGGCCGAAGCGGCUUUUGACGAAGAUUCCAAUCAGGACGUACCUGUUACCCCAACAAAGAAUGGCAAGGAAGUGCCUGCCACGACGACGCCGCAACCGGCCGAAGAGGGGGCGGCCGAAGUGGCACCUUUCACCGGUAAAGUGCCGAUGCCUCCGCCGCCGGAGGCCGCCUCGCCCAGCGUUGCCGUGGCUUCAGAGGCCGCCACUUCGCCUCAAAAGCCUCCCAAGCCCAGCAGCCCUCGGCUUCCGGCACCUAGUCCCGUCCUUCCGGCGUCUUCUUCUUCAUCCCCGUCUGUGAUACAACAGCCCGACGCUUCUCUGGCCGUCUCCAAUGGAUCGAACAAACCGGCCGUUGAUCACCUCUUCACUCCCAUCGUCACUCAGCCCGUCAACGCUGUGACCUCCACAUCGACGGUCACGUCCUCUUCGACGACGUGGACGACGCUGACGCCGAAUCCUCGCAGUCCGGCCAUGGCCGUCGGCUCUUCGGCCCCUAAAAUGACGGGCUCGGACACGGAGUCGGUCGAGCGCAAGGAAAGAUCGAAACACAAGAAGAAGAGCAAAGACAAGGAUCGCGAUCGCACCGAGCGCAGGGAACACUCGGCCAAGAAAUCGCCCGGAGCAAUGACCGUGACGGCCAAUGGAUCGUUGUAUCACACGAUGAUACCGGCCGUCGCUAAUCCGUCCAGUCCCGUCUCUGCCACGCCUGCAGAUCCUACUGCCGUCGGGGCAGUGGGUACGUCUACGGCCAUCGGUGGAGGCACUAACGGCCCAGUAGGCACCGAUUCCACCCGUGAGGAGGUCCAGAGUCCGGCUUAUUCCGACAUUUCCGACGCCAACGAUCAGUCGCCAUCUCUUCUCGACGUCGAAUUGGAGAGCAAGAAAGUGGCCGAGAAAUUGGCGGCCGAUGCGGCCGCUUCCCUUCCACCUGUGGCCGGCCCUGGGCCGGGACCUGCUGUCCAUCCGACAUUGGGCUCGUUCAGCAUGUACCCGUAUUACGGCCAGCCGGCGUUCUUGCCACCCGCUGACCAACAACAACAGCCAGCGGCCAAAGGGCUCAUCAAGCCGGAAGAGCGCAGAGAGGAAAUGAAAACGAUUCAGCCUCAGGCGCCCGCAGCGCCACCGCCUUCGUUGCCGGCCAGCAGCAGCAGCAGUGGUAGUAGUCAUCCCGUUCCAGCUGCUCUCUAUCAACCACCCUACGGAUUCAUACCGCCUUAUCCGGCCUAUCCAAUCGAUCCAGUCAUGAUCGACCCGAAUGCUGCUGCGGCCAUCCGAUCCACCAGCAAAACGCCGGAUCAAGGAGGGCUGGGCAUCCCGCCGGCCCAUUCGCCUCGGAGGAUCGACUCGAGUCCGGGCCGUAAGGACGACAAGAAGCCUCCGAUGGGCGUGUCGAGUGUUGCCGUGCCGCCGCAAGUGAAGAGUGAUCCGUCCGUCCUUCCAUCCAUGGCCGGCGUUCCAGCCAAGGACGCCAUUAAAGAGGAAAUGAAGAAAAUGGCGCCGACGGACAAGAUUCUUCCUCCGUCUUCGUUGCAACUUCCCGGACCUGUCGGUCCGGCUGGUCCUGGUCCGCUAGGUCCACCUGGUAUGCCCGGAGCUGGACCACAAGGGGGUCCCGCUGCUUUCGAUCCGGCAAUGCUAUACCAACAGCAACAACGGCAACAUCAAGAGGAGCUGCGUCGUUUCUAUAACGUUUACGGUGGGGACGAUCCGAUGCUGGGGCCCGGCCCUGGUCCGCCAGGUAUGAGCAUGUUCCAGCCUCCCAUGAACUCGCCAGGUUCUGGAGGACCACCUGGACCAGGAUGGAUGGUCAAUGGUCCCAAAGGUUCUCCGUUAGAUCCUCAACAACCUCCAACGCAACAGCAGAUGAUGCACCAACAGCAGCAGCAGCAGCAACAACAGCAACAACAACAACAUCAGCAUAACCAGCAGCAACAGCAAUUGCAGCAGAUUCAACAUCACAUUCAACAGCAGCAGCAAAUCCAACAGCAACAACAGUUCCAGCAGCAAUUGCAGCAUCAGUUGCAACAACAUCAGCUCCAGCAACACCAUCAGCAACAACACAACCAGCAGCAGAUGCAACAACACAUUCAAAAUCAGGCCAUUCACCAACACCUCCAGCAGCAGCAUCAACAACAACAGCAGCAGCAGCACCAACAACAACAGCAGCAACAACAACAACCGCGCAAGUCAUCGGCUUCGUCCAAAUCAUCGUCGUCGAUGCCCAGCUCGGCGUCCAGCCCGAAAUUGCGGCCGCCGUCCGUCGAUCGCAAACAGGAGCAAAGGGACAAGGAGCAACAACAACAACAGCAAAGGCCCAACGAAAAGAUCUCUGAAGGUGUCAAACCGACGAUGGAAACUCACGGACCGCCACCUCCUCCGGGACCUCCGCCCGGCUCUGGCCUGUCACCUUACGGCAUGUAUCCCAACUUGUAUCCGUACGGAUUGCCUUUUGAUCCUUCGCAUCCAGCCUAUCGCAACACGAUGGCCACCAUGUUGGGCAGUUCGCCUCACAAUCCGUUCGGCCCCGACCCGAGGAAUGGACCGUCUCCGUUUGGUAUACCGCACCAUCCGCACCAGUUGUCGCCGGGAAUGCGCGGCUACCCGUCGGGUCCCGGUGGAUUUCCCGGUCCAUCGGGCGAAGACUUGAGUCGGGCGCACGCGCUGGAAAUGCUUCAACAUCAAGCCAACCAGUACUAUGCCUCUUUGGCCGGUCCACCUCCACCGUCGUCUGUCCAGCAAGGUGGCGGACCACCGGCCAGUUCGGGUCCGCCCUCGGGUGCGGGUUCUCAGCAAUCGCAAUCGCAACAGCACAAAAUUCACGAGCUGGCCGAACGGGCCAUGAAGUCACCACCUGCCUCUCCAGCUGUCGGACACGACAAGGGCCAAAUGGCCAUGGGCUCCGGGGGUCUCGGCCUGGCCCCACCCAAUUCAUCGACGACGCCCACCGGUGCCGGCCCCAUGGGUAAAAUGUCGAUGAACAUGGACCGUCGCUCACCGUCGAUGGGACCCAACAACGCGUCACGCUCUCUGCUGAACGCGGGCCCACCUGGACCUCCGCCCCUACCGCCAUCGUCUGCCGGAUUUCUCCCGCCUUCGCUAGCCGCUUCAACUCAUCAUCAGUAUCCGCCUUCCGGAUCGCCCUUUGGCGGCCCUAAACCUUUGCUUCGGCCCUAGAUAAACAAAAAAUAUUAUUAUUAUUAAUAUUAUUAUUAUAUUAUUACAUCAUCGUUUCAUCCUCCGUGUUAGCUAUCGCCCGCACGCACGCAAGUGAUCUCUUUUGGGGUUCUCCUCUCUUCGCUUUCGGUCUACCUUUUUUUUAAAAAACGUCUUCUUUAUUCACGCUGCCUAUACACACACACACACACGCGCAUAAACACACACACCUCGUCCUUCUCUGCGCUCGCGCGCUUGUACAGCAUCCAUUUUUUUGUCGCUUAAUUAUUAUAUUUUUCUCAGUGUGUCGUUGUUGUGUAAAGAUAGGAUAUCCAGGGAGCCAUUCGCGUGUGUGUGUGUGUUUAGGGAUUUUUUUUUUCUUUGCGCGCGCAAUUUAAUUUAAGGUAAAAAAAAAAAAUAAUAAUAACAAAAAAAAAAUGAGUUUUUUUUUGUUGUUUGCGUUUUCUCACCUUUGUGAUAUACCUCUCCCUGCGCUGGGCACGCUCUUAUCAAAAGAAUUCAUUUUCUCGAUUUUUUUUUUAAAUUUUAAAUUGAAAAAUCAAUUUGCGAAUUGGCAAUUUUUUUUUUUUUUAAACAAAGGAAAUUACAUAGGGCGACGUCCCUCCUCAACCCCAAUUCUUGAUGACAAAACUCAUUCGGUGGCGGCCUCUUUUCUAUUCAUCUUUCUAAUCUAAAUGAAAAAAAAAACAAAUAAUUGAUGCAAAAAAAAAAAAAAACAAACAAAAAUGUUGAUGAAAAAUGUAGAACUCAUUCGUUUCUCGUGUACAAAACGUAUAAUUCGUAAAUUUUUUUUCCAGUCGGAAUAUUUGAAUUGUGCGCGCGCACGUUGCCAUGUUCUUUUUUGUCUUAUGUAAAACAGGAAAAAAAAAAUUUGUUUCUCUUGUGCGUUUUUAAAUAUUUUCUUUUGUCGAUAACGCGCAACAUUUUGCCACGAAAAAUGUUGAUUUCUUGAAAUGUGACAUUACGGUGUGUGUGUGCUCUUGUGUGUGAUUCUUAAAUGCCGCGCCUCGCUUUCUUCCUCCCCCUUUCGUCAUUUCUUUUUUGUCAAAAUCCGGGAAUAACGUAAAAACACAUUUUUUUUUUCAUAUGUCCCAUGUUGUUUCAUUUUCGGCGUCUUCACUUGAUAUCGCGUCCUCACUUCCCUCAUGACCGCAAACUAACCCAACCCCCCUCCCUUUUUUUUUCGGUGUGUGUAUGUCAUUUUUUUGAAAUUCCCGCCCUCCUCGUACGCUUGUUAAAUAUGAUUGAAAAAAAAAAAAAAAAAAUUCACACCAUCAACCACACAAAAAUACAAUCAAGAUUUUUUGGAAA